AUCUAUGAUAAUAUAGGAAAUUCAACAUAUGAAAAGUUGGAACAAUUCCUGUUUGGGUGUCGAAAACAGAAAACAGACGACGGAAAAAGUAGACUAAAGAAAGAAGAAUCAACGAUUCUGAGGACUUAUUUCAGAUGGGUAUGUCCCAUUUCCCAACAAGAACAACAACAACAACAACCCAGAUUUGGUUUUCCGUAUUUUCAAUUUCUUGGGAGAGAAAAAGUUAUCUGGGACACAACAGUUUUGCCUAAAUUCCAAUUCCAAAUGGAGAGAGACGAAGAUAACUUGUUAGAAGAUGGUAAUGGUAUCGUUGUGGGAGAGAGUUCCAAGCCGAUUCAGUCGAAUGACGACUCUGAGCCUCAGCUUCAUGGUGGUGAUGGUGAAGAAGCAUCGUGUUUGAGCACUACCCUUUUCUUGGAUCAUGUUGGCCGAGUCAUCCUCACCUUCAAUUCUGAUGGGUUGUCUUGGGAAAAAUUGCACCACUCCUCCUUCAAUCUUGAUGAGUCAAUUUGUUUGGGCAGAAAACUUGCUCCUAAGGCUGCAACUAAGAUCAAAUUUUCCGAUGUUUAUGCUGUUGAGUUCGUCGACUAUGGCUUGGUUCAUGAACCAAAUCUUCUAAAUGGUGGAAGAAGUCUUUUGGGUGAUGACCAUGAGAUGUACCGCUUUACGGUGCAUGGUUUCCAAAGGUCAAAAACUCAGUCUUCUCUUUGGGUUCUGGCUGUGUACACAUUCUGUCAUAAGGAUCUGCAGACGUGUCAGAUGUGGGUGGAUCGAAUUAAUGCCUCUCUAAACCUUGAAUUGGGGAGACCAAGAAAUCUUCUGGUUUUCGUUCAUCCAAGGAGUGGGAAAGGUAGUGGUUGUAGAACUUGGGAAACUGUGGCACCUAUAUUCUCACGUGCUAAAGUCAAAACAAAGGUGAUCGUGACACAGAGGGCAGGACAGGCAUUACAUGUGAUGACCUCUACUUCAAACAAGGAGCUUUACUCAUAUGAUGGUGUUGUGGCAGUUGGUGGUGAUGGUUUCUUCAAUGAAAUCCUUAAUGGGUUUCUUUCAUCAAGGCAUAAAGCUCCUUACCCACCAAGCCCUUCAGAUAUUACUUGUCCUGUUGAUGGAAAUAGCAGUUUCGUAAUUCAUCAUGGUUCAAGUGAAACAGUUGCUGAGACUACUUCUUAUCAAAAUGAAGACCAGUCACCUCUCCUCUCAAGUGCUAGACAACAAAAUGGAUCUGGAUUCUCAAAUUCCAGAACUGAAGAUGGUUCUUGCAACACUGAUCAAGAUUGUGUUUUGUCCUUCGCCAAAAAACAGUUUAGAUUUGGAAUCAUUCCUGCAGGUUCAACUGAUGCCAUUGUGAUGUGUACCACUGGAGCUCGAGAUCCUAUAACAUCUGCCUUGCACAUUGUCCUAGGUAAUAGGGUGGGCCUUGAUAUAGCUCAAGUUGUAAGAUGGAAAACAACGCCUGAAUCAAAAGUUGAACCUUAUGUACGCUAUGCGGCUUCUUUUGCUGGGUAUGGAUUUUAUGGAGAUGUCAUUGCUGAGAGUGAAAAGUAUCGCUGGAUGGGCCCCAAACGUUAUGAUUAUGCAGGAACAAAAGUUUUUUUGAAGCACAGGUCAUAUGAGGCAGAAGUAGCAUACAUAGAAGUCAAAUCAGAAGAAAAAAAUUCGACUCUUGAAAGAGGCCGCUUGAGUGGUCGGGUUCGACCACUACGAAGUUCAAAUAAAUCUGAAAGAGUGAUUUGUCGUGUUAAUUGCACUGUUUGUAACAAAAAAACAGAUCAAGUAUCCAUGGGAAGUCCCAGAUCAGUGCCUUACCCACCUCCGGAGGAAACAAGAUGGUUGAGAUCUAAAGGGCGUUAUCUUAGCAUUGGUGCUGCCAUAAUAUCCUGCCGAAAUGAAAAAGCACCAGAUGGUUUGGUGGCUGAUGCACACCUUUCAGAUGGUUUCCUGCAUCUCAUAUUGAUUAAAGACUGCCCUCAUGCUUUGUAUCUAUGGCACCUAACCCAGCUUGCAAAGAGAGGUGGAACUCCCUUGAACUUUAAGUUCGUUGAACAUCAUAAAACGACAGCUUUUAUGUUUACUUCUUAUGGCACUGAGAGUGUAUGGAAUUUGGAUGGGGAGCCCUUUCAAGCUCACCAACUCUCAGCACAAGUAUUUAGAGGCCUUGUUAGCUUAUUUGCGUCUGGUCCCGAAGUCUAACAGAAGACUUGCAAAAGAGUUUGUUGGAGAAAAUCUUAACUAUUCCCAUAUAUGUUACCAUUGUUUUGUGAUUAAGUUAUCCAGUCAAAUCAGUUUUGUACAAAUGACGUGUGUGUAUAAUGAAAUUUAGAGAACAUUUCAGGGGGCCUUAGUUUAAGAGAGUGAGGUUCAACAAACACCUCUGAUACAAUACGUAGAAGAGGAUUAAGCGGGAGAAAAAGAUAUCAAGCAAUGCUGCUGUUCAUUUUGUACUACUAUUAAAAGUAUAAGUCAUCAAUUAACCUCACAUCAACUGGAUUUUAUCAUUGAUAUCAGUAAGUUAAUUUUUCGGGUUGUUUUA
Quercus lobata is the source of this 2533-nucleotide messenger RNA. RefSeq names its product Diacylglycerol kinase family protein (gene ACD5). Gene Ontology annotation, biological process: ceramide metabolic process; phosphorylation. The record is from RefSeq and is a predicted model, not a curated record. NCBI's taxonomy places the organism in Eukaryota, Viridiplantae, Streptophyta, Magnoliopsida, Fagales, Fagaceae. The coding region runs from base 265 to 2193 and encodes 642 amino acids. Gene Ontology annotation, molecular function: ceramide kinase activity. The transcript is spliced from 13 exons.